AUGAACAGUUCUCUGGCUCUACCAAUCCAUUAUGCAGGAGGCUAUGAACCCCAGGAUUCUAAGGAAUGGAAGGUGGUGAUCCCAGCCUUCUUGGGGGUGAUCUGCCUGGCUGGUUUUGCAGGGAAUGUGUGUGUAAUUGGGAUCCUACUGUACAACUCAAAGAAAGGGAAACCAUCCAUGAUCCACUCCUUGAUUCUCAACCUGAGCCUGGCAGAUCUGCUCCUUGUUCUUUUUGUUAUACCCUUCAGGGCAGCCGCUUACUCCAGAGGAGCCUGGUACUUGGGAUGGGUUCUUUGCAAAACGUCUGACUGGUUCCAACACGCUUGCAUGACAUCAAAGAGCUUGACCAUUGCUGUGGUUGCCAAGACUUGUUUCAUGUAUGCAAACAACCCAGCUAAGCAGGUGAACAUUAAGUGGCACACCAUCUGUGUAGUGCUGCUGGCUAUUUGGCUGGUGGCCUUGGGAAUCCCACUGCCCUUGUGGUUCUUCAGCAGCCUCUGGGAGCCAGAGGUAGGCUUUACUUUGUGCAUCGUGAUUAUUCCAGCCCACGCUCGUGAGUUUAUGCUAGCCUUUGUCAAGCUUUAUCCCCUGCUGGUAUUUUGUGUGCCCCUCACCUUUGCUUUCUUUUAUUUCUGGAGAGCUUAUGGCAGAUGCCAGCGGAGGGGGACCAAGACUCAAAACCUGAGGAACCAGAUCCGAUCCAGGUGCCUGACUAUGAUGCUUCUGAGCGUUACUGUCACCUCUGCCGUGAUGUGGCUUCCCGACUGGAUAUCUUGGCUGUGGGUCUGGCACCUGAAGGAGGAUGGGCCUGCUCCCCCACAAGGAUUCAUGGCCACAACCCAAGUCUUGAUGUUUGCCAUCUCUUCAGCCAACCCUCUUAUCUUCGUACUUAUGUCUGAAGAGUUCAGAGAGGGUUUUAAAGGCUUGUGGAAAAGGGUUACAUUGAAAAAGCCUCUGCCUGUUCCAGAAGACCAGGAGGUAACAGCAGCCGAGGAGACAGAGGGAGUCCCAGAUUCUGUUCCUUCUCCAGAGGCAGAGACUCCUGUUGAAGAGAAAGAGUCCCCCUCCAUCCCCCAAACCUCAGAAAGCAUGGAAAUCAAGGAGAUGCCCAUUUUGCCUGAUGUUGAGCAAUUCUGGCAUGACAGGGAAGCAGUCCCCGAUGCUCAAGACAAUGACCCUAUUCCUUGGGAACGUGCCGGUGAAGAGACAGUAGGUUGUGAUCAAUAA
This is a messenger RNA of Rhineura floridana, 1227 nucleotides long. It is a transcript of the gene GPR151, whose product is annotated as G protein-coupled receptor 151. Gene Ontology annotation, biological process: G protein-coupled receptor signaling pathway. Gene Ontology annotation, molecular function: G protein-coupled receptor activity. The transcript has a single exon. The record is from RefSeq and is a predicted model, not a curated record. Gene Ontology annotation, cellular component: membrane. The coding region runs from base 1 to 1227 and encodes 408 amino acids. NCBI's taxonomy places the organism in Eukaryota, Metazoa, Chordata, Lepidosauria, Squamata, Rhineuridae.